AUGUCAGAUAUAGAGGAAGAGCCCUACUGCUACAGAGCGGGAACCAGAAGUCUCUUCCUGGGAGAUUCCUUAUUGGCUGACCUUCAGCAAACAGAGAUAUGGAGUCAGAUGUUCGAACCUCUACACUGCGUGAACUUUAGUAUUGGAGGGGAUCAGACGCAGAAUUUGCUGUGGAGGAUAAAGAAUGGCGAGCUGGACAAUAUGCAGCCUAAGGUAAUUGUGCUUCUAAUAGGCACAAACAAUCAUAAUCACACUGCAGAGCAGGUGGCUGGCAUCAUGGAGAUUGUCCGUACCAUUAACAAUAAACAACCCCAGGCACAACUUAUUGUUGUGGGUCUGCUUCCAAGAGGUGAAAAGCCUAAUUCUCUUCGAGAGAAUGCAGUCAUAAACAAAUCCAUAGAAGAACAGCUAAGUAAACAUUCCCAGUACAACAUUCCUCAAUGUGGAUGCAGCUCUCUCUAUCGCCCUGGCUCUGAGACCAUCAGUCGUCGAGACAUGUGGGACUUUCUGCACCUGACAACACGCGGCUAUCAGAAAUUGUGUGAGGUGCUAACGUCUGUUGAGUGGAUACGCGAGGAUAACCAUUUUCAGAAACGAGUGACAAUUAAACCGCAGGAGAACAAGAUUGACAUCUUCUACAACCGAAUGACUCGUCAGUCGCCUUAA
Pomacea canaliculata is the source of this 666-nucleotide messenger RNA. RefSeq names its product platelet-activating factor acetylhydrolase IB subunit beta-like. The record is from RefSeq and is a predicted model, not a curated record. NCBI's taxonomy places the organism in Eukaryota, Metazoa, Mollusca, Gastropoda, Architaenioglossa, Ampullariidae.